CCGGCUCGAGGGGCGCGGCGUCCCGCUGCGGCAGAGGGCGCCUCGAAGAGGCCGCGAGAGCCGCCGGCGGGGUCGACGCCGCGAGCAGCAGGGGCAAUGUACGCCGACGGCGUCCCCCACGGGGAGCAGGUGCGCUACGACACCCGCAACAUGGCCGUCGGGGAAGGCAGAGGCGACAUGAUGAUGCACAUGCCCGUCGACGACGCCGACCCCGCUUUCAGGGGCGCCGGGCCGCCCGCCUGCCUGAUGAACUUCUGCGGCUGCAACCACCGGGAGAUGUCCUACCUGGGCAGCGGGCAGGGCGACUACGUUGUCGAGACGAAGUACGUCUACGUUGGGAAGGGCAAGGGCGACUGCAUGCCGGACGCCCCGGAAGAGCGGCCCGUGGACAUGGGUUACGGCAGGCAGGCCAUCGGCUUUGCCGUGAUGGCGGGGCUGCUCGCGCUAGGGUGCUGGGCCGGCUAUUCGAGCCUCGCGGGCGCUCCGGACCUCUCCGAGGAGCCAGGGCCUGGGCCGGCGCCGGCGCCCGCGCUCGUGACCAGCCAGCAGCAAGCGGUCCGCGCCACCACCGACCAGUUCGACUGUGACGAGGGCUGGCACGGGUCGAGCGCGGAGGUGCUGGAGGCGUGGCCAGUCGACAAGCUGUCCUUCUGCUGCGAGCACUUCGGCCGCGGGUGCCAAGAAGUGAAGACGUCGGCCGGCGCCAGGCAGGCCGUCGAGAAGCCGCCGAGCGCCAGGCAGGCCGUCAAAAAGCACCCCGUCGCACGGGCGGCGUGA
Messenger RNA from Prorocentrum cordatum, 777 nucleotides. NCBI's taxonomy places the organism in Eukaryota, Dinophyceae, Prorocentrales, Prorocentraceae. The record is from the annotation of a GenBank genome assembly.